CUUCCUUUAAACGUAACUUUACUUCCUAUCCACGUGCUGCAUGUGUAGAGAGACACCGCUGCUGUGUUUUAAUUUUAUUCACUGGUUUAAACAUCGCCUAUAGUUCAAUAUGAGUCCGAAGACCUCCAAAAAAAACAAGAAAAAGAAGCCGAGCUUCAGGAAACUGUUGAAAACCAGUAACCUGAAGCUCGAGAACAAACUGAAGAAUCGUCAGUUUAAGCAACAGAGCAGCGCAAAGAAACAUCGCAAAGAGCAGAGGAAACUACGUCAGGCCAUUACAGAUGUUUCCCAUCAGACUCUCAAACCUCUGGAGCGUUAUAAGAAGAGACCGGAGGAAGAAGAUGAGGAAGAGUUCCUGGAGGCUCUGCCCAUCGACAUGAUGGAAGACGAUGACCUGGAGCAGAUGAAAGCCAUGGCACAGAAAGCGUCCUUUAUCACUCGCGACCUCUCCUCAUGCACACCAGCACAUGCCAAGAAACGUAAAUCGGAGCAGCUGGUGGAGAAAUAUGAGAAGAUGCCCAGGAAGAUGCAGCAGGAGGAAGAGAAGGAGCUCAUUCAUCUUCUGCCCAUUAAAGAUAAGAGCGGCCUGAUCCCUCAGAGCAUGGAGAAACCUGCGCUACAGAAGCCAGAGGAAGAGCAGGAACCGGAGGAGAUGGAGGAACCAGAGGAAGAGGAGCCAGAGAGCGGCCCGACAUUAAGCCCUCAGGAACAACUGGAGCUGCGUCUGCAAAAACUGAAAGAGAAGAAACUGCACAUAGCAGGUCUGGCAUCAGCUAUACUGGCCGAUCCUCACGUUAAUAUCAAGAAGCUGAAGGAGUUGAGGGCCAUGCUGAUGGAGACGGACCCCAGCAUCGCCGUCACCGUCCGGAAGUUAGUCAUGGUUUCCCUCAUGGAAAUAUUUAAAGAUAUCGUUCCAUCGUAUCGGAUCCGACCCCUGACCGAAGCUGAGAAAGCCACAAAGGUGAAGAAAGACACACAGCUGUUACGGGAGUUUGAGGAAGGUCUGGUCAGUCAAUAUAAAUUCUAUCUAGAGGAUUUGGAGCAGACGGUGCGAGACUGGAAACAGAAGAAACUGAAGAGCAGUCAGGCUAUCUCUCUGCACUGUUAUAAAGGUCUGGCUGAAGUGGCCAUCAAGUGCAUCUGUGAACUUCUGGUUGCUCUCCCUCACUUCAACUUUCACAACAAUAUUCUUGUCAUGAUCGUUCCUCUGAUGAUUGAGCCUCUCAGAAAGGUAUCAGAGAUGUGUUGUGAAGCAGUCAGGAAUCUGUUGAGGCUGGAUAAAGUGGGUCAGGUGUCACUGGCAGCGGUGAAGGUCAUCUCCGGUCUGGUCAAGAGCAGAAACUAUGAUGUCAAACCAGAGGUCCUGAAGGUUCUCAUGUCUCUGAGGAUUAAAGAGGUGGACCUGAAGAAAGAUUCAGAAGAUACAGCGCCCAAAAAGAACUUCAUGACCUUUAAGGACAAGAAGAAGAAUCUGUCCAGAAUGCAGCGCAAGUGGAAGAAAGCUGAAGAGAAGCUGCAGAAAGAACUUCUAGAAGCUGAAGCGUCUGAGAACAAAGACCGAAAGAUCAAACUGCACACGGAGACAUUGAACAUGGUGUUUCUCAUCUACUUCAGGAUUCUCAAGAAAGCUCAGAAGUCUAUCUUACUGCCUUCUGUUUUAGAGGGACUCGCAAAGUUUGCUCAUCUCAUCAACUUGGAGUUCUUUGAUGAUCUGCUGACAGUUCUUCAUUCUCUGGUGGUGUCAGGUGAUCUGACGUAUCGAGAGAGUCUUCACUGCAUCCUCACAUCCUUUCACAUUUUAUCCGGACAAGGUGACGUCCUCAACAUCGAUCCUUUGAAGUUCUACAGUCACUUUUAUAAAACCCUGCUGACGCUGCAUGCGGGUUGCGCGAACGAAGACACGUCGAUUGUGCUGCAGUGUCUGGAUGUAAUGUUGGCCAAGCGCAGGAAGCAGGUGACCCUUCAGAGAGCUCAGGCAUUUGUUAAGAGACUCGACACACUCGCUCUUCAUGUGCUGCCUGACUCAUGUGUGGGAAUCCUGGCAGCUAACAGGACACUGCUGCAUACUUUCCCCAAGUGUGAUAUUUUGCUGGAUAAUGAGAUGCAGGGCAGUGGGGUUUAUCUUCCAGAGCUGGAUGAACCGGAGUACUGUAAUCCUCAAAACACCUCCCUGUGGGAACUUCACCUGCUGAAGAGACAUUAUCAUCCGAUGGUGAGGAGGUUUGCAGCUCAUCUGAUGUUAGGAGCUCCUAGUGAAGGCUCCGGUGCCCUCAGCGUUGAACUAAGCAGAAGGACUCCGGUGCAGCUGUUUGAAGACUACAGUGUUAAACACAUGACAUUUAAUCCUCCUGUUGCUGGACCGCCCACCAAGAAAAAGGAACAUUUUACCAUCGGUUACACAUUUCUGGAUUGUGACUUGGAGCGACAGAUCGACGCUGCUCUUCACACAGAUGAAGACGAGAUGAGUUUAGACUUUAGCGUUCCUCAAACACAAUAAUGGCAGUGUAUGAAUGUAAAUAAGGCCUGAAAAUAAAUGAAACUGUUUUUUA
Molecule: messenger RNA, 2549 nt
Organism: Paramisgurnus dabryanus
Lineage: Eukaryota; Metazoa; Chordata; Actinopteri; Cypriniformes; Cobitidae
Gene: noc3l
Product: NOC3-like DNA replication regulator
Biological process (GO): DNA replication initiation
Cellular component (GO): nucleolus
Molecular function (GO): chromatin binding
Source: RefSeq, a predicted model, not a curated record